CGAAAAGAAAAUGAAGAGAAAAAGAAAACUUCUAUUAUGUGGGAACUAGGAAGUUAGUUCCAAUUGGUGCAAGAUCUCUUGCACUCCCUCCAAAAAUGGGACAGCUUCAGUUGCAGCAACUGUCAUUAGUGAAACCUAGUUACUCAUCUACAUGCGUACCCAUGGCUUCUCAUAUUAGACCUUUCUCCAUGUCUCUUCCAAAAACUAACUUCCCUGCUUAUCCUCCUUGUUUGCUUCCUUCUUUUCCUGCCCUUCACUCUCGCUUCGUGUGCAAAAUGAGCGGCUCAGAUAUGAUAAGGCCGCUUGAACUUGAUAAGCCAGAAGGGAGAAGGAAACCACAGAAGCAAGCAAAUGGGAUCUUCUGGAUUAUACUUCUCAAUCUUGGAAUAUAUGUUGCUGAUCACUUUUUUCAGGUCCGUGGCAUCAAAUCUCUAUACUUGUAUCACAAUCGGCCUACUUGGUACCAGUUUAUCUCAGCAACAUUCUGCCAUGCUAGCUGGGAACAUCUUUCAAGCAACCUUUUUUUCUUGUAUAUUUUUGGGAAACUUGUGGAGGAAGAGGAAGGAAACUUUGCAUUGUGGCUUUCGUAUAUCCUUACUGGUGUUGGCGCAAAUCUUGUUUCAUGGUUAGUUUUACCGAGGAAUGCAGUUUCUGUUGGAGCUUCCGGUGCUGUUUUUGGAUUAUUUGCAAUUAGUGUCCUUGUAAAGAUAACAUGGGAUUGGAGAAAGAUUCUUGAAGUGCUUAUAUUGGGUCAAUUUGUUAUAGAAAAGGUAAUGGAGGCAGCACAAGCUUCAGCAGCAUUAUCAGGAACUUUUCGGGGAGGCUACCCUAUGCAGAGUGUCAAUCAUAUUGCUCAUCUAUCUGGUGCUCUUAUUGGUGUGGUUCUGGUAUGGCUUGUCAGCAGAAUUCCUGCUCCACCAGACCAUGAAGCGUCAAAGUUGCAGGGAAAUUCAGGCAAAACUUGAGCAACUUCCAGUUCCAUGUAUAUUAUGUGUACAUAAAAUGGGGGAUUCCGUUACAUUAUUUUGUGAUGAUUUACAUUGGCUGGACAUACAUCUAUUUAUGGGUAGAUUUGUAAGUGAUGGCAUUUGAGUCUUAUACUUGUGUUGCGAGGCAUAACCAGGGAUUCAUCAUGGUAAUAAGCAGAAUAUGAGGCUACAGACCUUUUAGCUGCGCA
This is a messenger RNA of Ricinus communis (castor bean), 1177 nucleotides long. Its product is annotated as rhomboid-like protein 11, chloroplastic. Gene Ontology annotation, cellular component: membrane. Bases 96 to 965 code for a protein of 289 amino acids. The record is from RefSeq and is a predicted model, not a curated record. The transcript is spliced from 7 exons. Gene Ontology annotation, molecular function: serine-type endopeptidase activity. Lineage: Eukaryota; Viridiplantae; Streptophyta; Magnoliopsida; Malpighiales; Euphorbiaceae.